Anopheles stephensi (Asian malaria mosquito) is the source of this 3060-nucleotide messenger RNA. RefSeq names its product probable G-protein coupled receptor No18. The record is from RefSeq and is a predicted model, not a curated record. Bases 1476 to 2969 code for a protein of 497 amino acids. Gene Ontology annotation, biological process: adenylate cyclase-activating adrenergic receptor signaling pathway. Gene Ontology annotation, molecular function: G protein-coupled receptor activity. The transcript is spliced from 6 exons. Gene Ontology annotation, cellular component: membrane. NCBI's taxonomy places the organism in Eukaryota, Metazoa, Arthropoda, Insecta, Diptera, Culicidae.
GUGUGCGUGCUGCCCGACGUUACACUUGGUUCGUUGUCGUCCAGCUGAUGGCACACUCAUUGGCAUCCGAGUGCCGGUCUGGAUAUUCGCGAUCAACUAGCACUGGUUGGUUAAAGUGUUACUAAAAGAAGACUAUGUGAUCAGUUUACAGUGUAGUGUUGUUCGAGGAAAUGUUCGAUGAAACUAGCGCAAUGAUCGUGUCUCAUGCUUUUCUCGCGUAUGAAGAAGCUCUUACCAUCCAGCUUAAAUGGGGAUGGUCGUGAGUUUUAAUGACCAACCGUCGGUGUCCUAGUGGAAUGGGUGUGCAUGCAACAAGCUGGUGUAGCAUCAGCAAACUGUGAAGGGUGUUGUGUACAUACUGCAAUGAACGACAUUGUUAUCCAGGUUAAUGUGACCGCACACGGGUUUGUGGCUGAAACCUCCUUCAACCCACCAGAUCAGCCAAACAAUUCGUGACAUCAUUUUCGCGACCGUUCUGUUAGUGUUUCAGCGAUAUAAUAAAGCAAGAAAAAAAGGCAUAUAAAAACACUCGAUUAUCUGCUAUAAAGCGAGCGAGCGGUUUUGAUGAAGCUGGAAACGAUAACGGACCGAAAACCCCUGGCGAGGAUUAUGUGCGAUACGGUUAUGGGGACGUACUGGAAAACCAAAUGCUUCAUAAACUAAUUACUUUCAACGGAACGGUGGGUAAAGGUUAAGCAGAACGAAUGGCAGGUAGCUGUACCGGCACCGCGGCUUGCAGCAGGCUUAAUGCAGCACUGGCAAGACUGCCCACUGGACGCUGACCGCGGUCCGGAUGCAAUCAACCAGCGAAAAAGCGGAUGUCCUUUCGGUGAACCUCUGAAAGCCUGCCCACUCGUACGGCAACCAGCUCCAGCUAACUGGCCAGUCGUCGAUGGCAGCAAAUAAUUUCCGGCGCAUCAAUUCCACCAGCCAUUCGCCGGGUUCGCCGUGUACGAAGGGUGUGCAAAUAACCUUCCCGUCGCGCCGCACCGGACCCGAACCGGUCCCGACCACACCAUCGUCGCUCUUUAAGGGAGCUGCUGCCAAGCUAUUGAAUUAUAACAUUCCCUGGCAUUUCCCUACUGCGAUUGGACAUUGAGGUGUGGAUGGACAUGGUUUGUGGUUCUUGUGUGCAUAACUGUGCGUGUGUGUUAUAUGGCAACUGGACCAGGAUCAUAGUUUAUGGUGCAGAAUUUGUUUAAUGAAAUUGUGAAAACGGAACCUCCGAAAGUGUGCGAGAAGCUUCAGAGCAUCGGUCUUGGCUCAGUAAGGAAUUGGAAAUGGAAACUGCCGGGACGCCGUAUCGUAUCACAUUCCAGAACGGGUGAUAUCAAACAAACGAUAAAUAAUAACCCGGGAUGAAGCGCAAUGUGUGGUGAACAAGUGUUUAUUAAGCGCCAGCGUGAGAUGAUUCUAUCACAUUCCAUCAGCAACGAAUAGCGUACAAGUGAGCGAGACUUACCCGCAUCCGAAAUAUGGCCAUCAACGAUUCCCUCCAACUCACCACCAGUGCGUCGGUCAUCAUCAACUAUACGGCCGCACUGUCCACCACCUAUCAGGAGCUGUUUGUCAAUCUGCAGCUGAACGAGGCCGGCCUUGGGUCGGUGUUUGACGAUCGGCAUCGGGCCAAUGUGACGAUCGGAUGCAGUAGGGCUUGCCUGUCCUGGAAGAAGCUCGUGCUUGUGGCACUGUUCUGCCUGCUGAUAGUGAUCACGGUCGUCGGGAAUACGCUGGUGAUCCUGUCCGUGCUGACCACGCGACGAUUACGCACCGUCACGAACUGCUUCGUAAUGAGUUUGGCUGUGGCCGACUGGCUAGUCGGUAUCUUCGUGAUGCCUCCCGCCGUCAUCGUGUUCGUCGUUGAAUCAUGGCAACUGGGCUGGAUACUAUGCGACAUUUGGAUAUCGCUCGACGUGCUGCUCUGUACGGCCUCCAUCCUUAGCCUCUGUGCAAUCAGCGUUGAUAGAUAUCUGGCCGUUACGAGACCGCUCACCUACUCGAAACGGAGACGCUCCAAGCGGUUAGCACUGUUGAUGAUUUUCGUCGUGUGGCUGGUAGCGCUAGCAAUCACCUGUCCCCCAAUUCUUGGCUGGUACGAUCAGGACCGAAGGACACUACAGACCUAUGAGUGCCACUACAACCAGAACAAGGGCUACGUCGUGUUCUCCGCCAUGGGGUCCUUCUUCAUCCCGAUGACCGUGAUGCUGUACGUCUACUCGAAGAUAUGCUGUGUGCUGACGUCUCGCCAAAACAGGAUGACCAAAACGGAGGCGACCGAAAAGAAUUGCGAUAUCGAAGUGGACAACUGUACAUCGGAUGCUGACACCAGCCCACGGCAAAUGGCGAGCGGAGCGUUCGGUGGGCGACAUGCACUUUCCACCGGUCACUACCCGAAUGGUAGUAGCAGCAACAACACAUCACACCAGACGUUGUACGAAUUUCUUAGCUCGAACCGUACUACACCCAAUGCGGCGUCGCGUGGCACACAGAACACCACCCGGAAUGGUAGCAACGCCAGUGGCAUGUCCAAAUUCUCCGGUGCCACAUUUGAACUGCGACCCAUCAACACGGUCCAGUUCAGUGCAAGCCAAAUCUCGCUCUCGGAAUCGUGCGCUUCGAAUGUGACGACUAACGCGACCAAGAUACGCCUGCACGGGAAACGCAUCCCGAUCCGCAUCUCGUCGCUCAAGCGCGAAACGAAGACGGCCCAAACGCUCAGCAUGGUGGUGGGCGGGUUCAUCGCCUGCUGGCUACCAUUCUUCGUGUACUACCUGCUGAUGCCAUUCCUGCCCGAUGACUCAAAGAGUGACGACCUGAUGGAGUUCUUGACCUGGCUCGGCUGGAUUAACAGCGCCAUCAAUCCGUUCAUUUACGCAUUCUACAACGUUGACUUCCGGGUGGCGUUCUGGCGCCUCACGCUGCGGAAGUUCUUUAAAAAUAAGCACAACCUCACCUUUUACAAAUCGUAAGCGGCCUCGCCCCGAUAGCAUGAAAAGACAGUAUGUGUCCGUGUUUCGUUACUUUAUACAUAGAAUGAAAUAAAUAUAAAUAAAACAGAAA